Molecule: messenger RNA, 1441 nt
Organism: Chara braunii
Lineage: Eukaryota; Viridiplantae; Streptophyta; Charophyceae; Charales; Characeae
Source: the annotation of a GenBank genome assembly
UCGAGGUACUUGGGCAGCUCCUACAGAAGGAGACUGCUGUUCGAAGGGAGAUUCAGCGACUGGCGAGAGAGAAGAACGAGUUGAAUGGCUAGUGGAGGCGACAAUGGUAAUGGUGGUGGCAACAGUGGUGGAGGUAACUGGAACGGUGGAGGAACCAAUAACAGAAACGGGAAUGGAGGAAACUGGGGAGGAGGAAACAAUGGGGGAUGGAACAACGGAAACGGCGGAGGAAACGGAGGGGGAGGAAACUGGGGCGGUGGAAAUAACGGAGGAGGAGGUAAUGGAAAUGGGAACAACGGGAACUGGAAUAGCGGGAACGGCGGGAAUUGGAACAAUGGCGGAUGCUCAAACAACGACAACGGAGGGAAUAAUGGCGACUGGAGAAGAACAUCCGUCUUCUACCGCCAGGCAAACGCUAUCGGCAUCAGCAAAGAUCUAGAGGAGUCGCUGAAAGCAGUGUGUCAGUUCUCGCAGAGACAGAUCGAGAUUGAGGAGCGCCGUGAGACUGAAAGACGGGAGGCGGAGGAACGUAGGAAACAUCAGGAGGAGGAACGAGGUGCGAGAGAAGAAAAGAACCGAGUGGAGUUAGAGAAAAAGAAAGCUAAGGAGAAGAAGGAAGCCGAUCGCGAGUGGAAGCUACAUAUCCUACUAGCAAAACAGAAGGAAGCAUUAAGGGAAGAGUUUGAGAGAAUGUUUGACAAGAAGCUGCGAAAGGCAGUCGUAUAUGAAAAGGCCGUGAAAGGGAAAGCACCAAUAUCGUUCAGCUCGGAAGAAGAAGACGAGGAUCCUCCGGAAGACCGCCUGGAGAAACGUAAGAGACAACCGGUUGUGCUGCGCCAAGCCAGCCCACCUACCGAGUCACCUACGAAGAUGGGCAGAGCUACUACGUCGGCACCCCCGACUACUCCUGCUCAGCCGAGUGAAUCUCCUCGUUUGAGAGCUCCUCAGCAGCAGCCGCGGAAGGAUGGUGUACAGCUGGGCUACCCCUAUCAGAAAUCCAGUCUGUGGGAGGGAGCGCCUACCGCCGAAGACUUCAGUACCACAAAUGCCUUCCGGAAGGCGAUCCGAAAAUUCUUGGGAAAAAAGUUAGUUGCGACAAUUCAGGAGAUGUGCAGGGAAGCUGGAGUGGCAUAUCGCGGACAGCCAAACGCUGUCGAAGAACUGAUUGAAUUAAGAGUUAUGUAUUUCAGCAUAGAGGCGAACCACCAGCCACCGCGCGUCACGACUCCGACUCAGAGACCCCGCGGCGGCGGGAUCGUCAUUAGGGAGGUGUGGGAAACCCAACCCGAGUCCGUGAACCGCCAGUUCCGGACCAGGAUAUGACUCCAGGGAGUUUCGACCUACAAAGAGAGUAACUUAUGGAGUGAGCUGAGGAAUGCCAUCGAACUCCGAAGAUCGCUAGUGAAUGAGAAUGCAGUAGGAAUCAAACGAUUACGCUUGA